AUGUCUGAAAUAUAUAAGAACAAGGUGUCAGCCGAAUUUAAAGAACCAGAAAGUGCCAAUGAGACCGAAGUUUUGGUGAAGGAAAUCGAAGAAUCAUUUACAUUCUUACAGAAGGCGGCAGAUAAUUUUGAUAACAGAUACAUUUCAAAGGUUUUCCGUGAUUUAGGACGCUUAAGACGUAAUAUAUUACAGAAUCCAGAAUGUUUGAGAAUCAUCAUCAAUAAAACAUACGCAAACGAUCAUCCAAACAAACUGUAUCUUGUGGACAUAAUUGGAACGCCUCAGACCAAUGAAGAUAAAAUGGAUGUCGACGAAUCGAUUAACUCAAAUGAAGGUGUAUUACCAGAAGUUGAUUUGUACAUUCACUUGUUGAUUCAAAUUUAUCUUUUGGAUCAGGAUCAAUUAAAGAAAUUGGAUGCUUUCAACGAUAAGGUAAUUAGCUUGAUGCAAACAUUCAAUCGUCGUUCUUUGGAUUUCAUUCAAGCUAAAAUAUGGUUCUACAUCAGUAGAACUAAAGAAUUGACUAAAGAUUACUAUUCCAUACGUCCCUCAUUGUUAUUGAGCUUAAGAACUGCUACUUUAAGACACGAUAGCGAAACCACAGCUUCCAUCAUAACAUUGUUAUUGAGAAAUUAUCUUUUAUCCCAUGAUAUUAACCAAGCAACUAACUUGAUUGAAAAGACUGAAUUUCCUGAAAAUGCUGGUAAUGCGUUAUACGCGAGAUAUUAUUACUACUUGGCUAAAAUCAAUGCUAUUCAGUUAGAUUAUUCCUUAGCUCAUGAAUAUGUUCUAGCAGCUAUCAGAAAAACUCCGCAAACCCAAUUGGCUAACGGCUUUAUUCAAUCUGCAACCAAAUUAAGCAUCAUCAUUGAAUUAUUAAUGGGUGAUAUUCCAGAAUUGAAGGUGUUCAAAAACAAUGCGGGCAGCUUUGAGCCUUAUUUUAUGGUUACAAAAGCUGUUAGGUUGGGUGACUUGAAAUUAUUCGGUGAAGUCUUGAAGAAGUAUGAAAGCUAUUUCGUUAAGGAUGACAAUUUUACCUUAGUUUCAAGAUUGGGCCAAAACGUCAUUAAAACCGGUAUCAGAAUCAUUUCUUUAUCGUAUUCAAGAAUCUCAUUGAAGGAUAUCUGUAUUAAAUUGCACUUGGAUUCGGAAGAGCUGACUGAAUAUAUAGUCUCAAAAGCUAUCAGAGAUGGUGUUAUAGAAGCUAGUAUUAACCAUGAACAUGGCUACAUGAAGAGUAAGGAAUUAUUGGAUAUCUAUUCAACUAAAUUGCCUCAAGGUGAAUUUGAUCAAAGAAUCAAGUUUUGUUUAUCGUUGCACAAUGAUAGUGUUAAGUCUAUGAAAUAUCCUUCUGAUAACAACAAAUUAGAUUCAAAUAAAAAUAGUUUAGAAUCAAAAGAAGAAGAAAUAGAUUUAUUAAAGGCUAUUGAAGAAGGUGACUUAGAUGAUUUUAUGGAUUAG
Debaryomyces tyrocola is the source of this 1461-nucleotide messenger RNA. NCBI's taxonomy places the organism in Eukaryota, Fungi, Ascomycota, Pichiomycetes, Serinales, Debaryomycetaceae. The record is from the annotation of a GenBank genome assembly.